GCAUUGGAGCAGGAAAUAAACACACAUGAGCAAUAGUAACAUCAAAGGAAAUUAAUGUAUGCACUAUUUUAGUUAACCAGUGUGAACAGAUAUACGUGCCCCUAUCUCUCCCUCCAAAAAGACAGGCGGCAACCAAUCUCGGAAGUGAACAAGUUCAUGUCCCAACAGGUGAGCGCGGAAGGCAGACGAUCUAAAGUCGUAUGGAGUUUGUAUGACGGUAUUCCAAAGUUCAGUGUAGACGUUCGAUGAGCAUCGCACGAAUAAUCUCACCUAGUGUUGGAUAAAAGACUCUCACCACAUCGGAGUUGACGUUUGAAGGGCAAAAAUGCAAGAAGAAGAGGCUUGUUACAUGUACCCCAGUACCUCCACGGAUAGACAGGAUUUUGACUUUGAUGCCGAUUGGGAAGGAAUAGUGAAAGCUGUCUACAAGUCUGACAUCAUCACUCCUACAAUGGUGUUCUCUGUUAUUGGUGAUUCCAAUAGCUUUGUCCCAAGUCCAUGGCCGAAGGCGGUGUUUCAAACGGGGCUCAUGGAAGCAGCGAGAAAUGGAGGAGAUACUUGGAUCAUUUAUCGUGGAAAGAAACAUGGAUUGUCAAAAAUUAUCCGGGACGCUUACCGGGAUUACGGAAAUAUGGAAUUUGAUAUCAAUAACAAGGGAAAGGACAUAAGGGAUGAGGAACGACGUGUGAAGCUAAUCAGCAUUACUAAAACACAAACAAAAGAUGCACUUGCUCCAGAACAUUCCCUCUGCCUGAUGAAUGAAAAAGAAGAGCCGGCGGUCAUUGUUGUUUCUGGGGAAAAAAUCGGAGAGAAUGCACAGUUUCAACUGGACUACAGCAUACAACUGCCUGAUGUGGAAAAACACAUGAUCGCGUUUGAAAGAUUCGUUUCUAAGAAAGAAGGAAUUUUUUUCAGUCAGAACAAGGAUUUCAGUAUUCGGGUACCUGUACCCGUCGCAAUUAUUGUCUGUGAAGGAGACAUUCUCACAAUUGCACACGUGGAGGGGGCUUUGGAAAUGAAGCUACCAGUAAUUGUAGUGAAAGGAUCUGGAAAAGCCGCAGACCUUAUCGUGGAUUACUUAGAGAACCCAGAAUCCUUAAAGAGAAAAGCAAGCCUACUUUUUGGAAUAAGAUUUGAUGACAAAAACUUUAAAAUCCUGAAGCAGUACCUCACAAAAAUAAAGGAGAAAGAGGAAUUGUUAAGUUUCUUCGACGUACACAACGAUGAUCCUCUGAUGUUUUCAAACAUUGUGGGCGAGGCCAUUGUUAGCUCUUGGGCAAUGGAGAAGAUUAUUAACAUCAAUGCAUUGGAAGGAGACUUGGAAGCGAUGGGUGUUUACGCUAAAGGAACUCCUCAAUAUAACGUUACCAAUACAUAUUCUAUUGGAUUCACAAUGAUAAAUCAAGAUUCCAUCACUCCGCAAACAGUCCAUAUGGCCCAGGUUCUUAACAAAUACAAAGAAUCCAGAACACACGCCAUGGAAUCGACCUUCUCAAAGCCCUCGUCAUUGCCUCUGUAUUUUUAUUUUGGUUACCAGUUACUGCAGGAGUCCAAUUUACUGCAGGAUUGUGGUCAUAUACUUAUACUAGAGGCGUUGAAAUCCAACAGAUGUGACUAUGUGCGAGUACUUCUGGACCAAGACGUGAAUCUUAAGAUGAGAGAUUUACCUGUGUUGUAUGAACAAACGAUCUCCUGUGAUUGUGAAGAAAAUGAAGAACUCUGUGUACAUAUACAGUGGAUUUUGGAGCAAAUCCACGAAGAAUUUGCCACGACUGUGUUUAAGGAAUAUAGAUUAAUGGAUAAGCAAAUGCAAUCUAAAAAUGAGGAAACGCAAACAGGGAAAAAGACGGUUAAGAAGGUUAAGACGGUUAAACCUGUUAAACCGGUUGUUCUAGGAAUGUCCGUAGCAUCAUCUGCAAGAGGAUUGUGUCGCCUAUUACUUAAAUAUGAUGAGGAUCCCAAGGCAGACCGAAAAAAGGAAGAUACCACGGGAAGCGGGGAAGAUAAAGCGCAGAAUGUCAAAGGAGAGAAAAAGAAAAAAAUAGAUGAAAAUGGAGAUAACACGGGAAGCGGAGAAAAUAAAGGAGAAAACUCCAAAGGAAACAAAGGGACAGAAAUAGAUGAAAAUGAAGAUACCGAUGUUUCUGAUAUCCUUAUAUGGGCAUUGCUUGCAAAUAGAAAAGAAUUGGCAGAAAUUUGUUGGUUAAGAAGUGAACACCACCUGUUGACAGGGCUAAUUUCCUCUGCAAUUCUGAAGAAAUUGGCGAAGAAAGCAAAUGAUAUAAAGGAACAGAUUUUAUCCAGGGAUUUGGAGAACCAUUCCAUUCUAUUUCAGAAACGUUGUUUAGACUUAAUGGAUAGGAUGUAUGAGGAGAAAAUGGACCACGCCAUUAAACUGAUGGAUGAUGAACCAAAAGUGUGGGGAAUUGAUUCAAGUCCGCUUACGUUUGCUUACGAAAACGUCAUGUACGACAUUGUUGCUCACACAUGUUCCCAGAAAAACAUGAAUAAAGUAUGGUACAACAACUUGGCUCCGGACACAUGGCCAUUCAUAUGUUCCAUUGUACAACACCCAGCGAAGUUUUUGACUGCGCCAUUAACGAAAUACAUCUUCAAUUUUGUGAUGUUCUUCAGUAUGCUGAUGAUAUACAGUGCCUUUGUAUUGACAAGUAUUAGUACUGAGUACUACGACAACUUCCUAGCGAAAUUUCUGGAGUAUUACGUUUAUUUCUGGGGAGCUGGAGACUUGAUAGAAGAGGUCAUCAGUUGCUUUGGUGGUUUAGAAUUGAAAUCCGACCGUGGUUUAUCAUCUAGGAUAAAGCGGCAUUUCUACAACUUUUGGAACAUUGUCGAUUCUAUUUCCUAUCUUCUGCUCAUCGCUGCAUUGGUUGUGCGUCAUUUCCACCCCUCAACAAAGUUCACUGUAGCCAGAAGGAUGUUUUCUUUAUCUCUGUUGGCCAUGUAUCUGCGUUUUCUGGAAGCUUUCCUCAUCCACAGACAUAUGGGGCCAACUCUUAUAAUGAUAAAAGAAAUGUUGAAGGAUUUGCUGAGAUUCUUGGUUUUGGUAGUAUUUGUUGUGGUAGGAGUAGGGAUGUAUUAUCAUGCCAACCUGUGGCCGGAUCAUCAGAGAAUUUGGGGUGGAGAUUGGACUGAAUGGAGGAUCUGGAAAAUUAUUUAUUACCCUUACUGGCAACUUUAUGGAGAUGCUUACAAUGAUUUUCUGGAAGGAAAGGAUCUAUCAGACUGUUCAAAUGUGACAUCAAUAUGGCAGAAUGAUCCUUCCAUAGACCGUUGUCCUCAAGAAGAUUGGACAGUAUCAGCCAUUUCUGCAGUUUACAUGUUGUUUUCAAAUCUCCUACUGGUCAACCUCGUUAUUGCCAUGUUCAGUUACACGUUCGAGCGAGUACAAGAAAACUCAGAGAAACUGUGGCGGUUUCAGAGAUACACCGUCAUCAAUGACUACAGAUGGAGGAUCCCUUCCCCAAUCAAUCUUCUAUUGCUCCCAUAUCGUUUGUAUGAAAUCAUAAAGAAAUGUCACGGGUCUUGCUGCUCAAAUAAAACUGGACCCUUGAAUGAUUCGGAGAAAGCCAAGUUUGAUUACAGGGUUGAAUUUCAGAAAAUCAUAGCUUUCAGGAUAUAUAACAAGAUGUAGAUACUGAAAAGAAUGGGUUUUUUCGGAGGACCAUUAAAGGAACAUUUAAGAAGUAUAGGAAAUAAGGAAAUAAGAUCGGCGGUAUAUCCUACUCUACAGAGGACAAUUUCGACUUGGCAAUCCAAUGUGCCAUUUGUUAUUUUGGACGAAACGUUGCAUACGUUCCUCGACUUGUUGACUCUACUAUCGAUUUGCAGCAAGAUCAGUGUCAUGUUUUGUUAGUGUAAUGCUUAAUCACGAAUACGGUGUGAUGGUGUUUUUCUAAGUUUUUAGCCAUUGUGUGAUUUAUUCUUUUUUUAUUAUUCAUUUUUAUUAAUUCUUGUUGCUUUAUUUUAAUGGCUUGUUUCAUUUUUUAUGUGUGUAUUUCCAUUUAGAAUAGAAGGAAGUCCACAAUCUAUUGUCAGAUCUUGUUUACCAAUCAUUGUGUGAAGUCAACAUACAUGUACAUGUAUACUACAUUUAUUUCCUAUAUAAAGAAUGAUGAAUUAUUAGUGGCCGACAUGGGAUGCUUACUCAUCCUAGGUACCUGAUUACACCUCUGGUGUGUCCAGGGGUCCAUGUUUGCCCAACUAUCUAUUUUGUAUUGCUUAUAGGAGUUAUGAGAUUGAUCACUGUUCGUUAUCUUCACCUUUCAUUGUUUUACGAAAAAUACUAUGAUUGUGUACAUAUACUUUUAUUCUUUCCCGGAAUCUUAACAUCGUUAUCAUCAUACAAAUUGAUGCUAAUUUUGAGGAAUUAACAGCGAGCGUUUUGAUAAGUGGUUAGUAAGUAAGUAAGUAAUUUUUAUUUAAAGUCGGAACUAUAUACAAGUAAACAAUAAACAUGAGCUAAGAGCUCUUUAACCUACUAUAUAUCAUUAAAAAACCCACAAAGCACUAAUGGUAUAUAAUUGCAUACAUAGACAUUAAAACAGAAAUUUGAAAUAAAAUAGGACGCAUACAUGUAUACAGACAUCACAAGUUUAUGCAUAUAUAUACACAGGGACUAGCUAUAUCAAGAUGCGCAUGCAGUACUGAAAACAGUUUGUAACACAAACAUAAAAAUAUAGAUAUAUACAUAGAAUAAAUAAAUAUGCACACCUAAGAGACAGAACGGAGUAAAAAUAAAACAGUUAAAUUGUACAUGUAAGCUUAGAAGCAUAGUUAGAAGUUAGAUCAAAACUUUAAGAUUUAGGCAGGAGAGGCUGGAAUUUGCAUGAGCUGCAUUUACAAUUUAAUUCCCCACACCAAUUUUAAAUAUAAUUUGAGAAUAGAUUAUAUGAUGUAAUAUUUUUUGCUUCGCUUGGCAAAGAGUUCCAGAGCUUUGCUGCCUCAUAUCUGAAAGAUUUCAUCCCGUACCUGGUUGUUCUAGGUCUUGGUACUUCCACUGUAUUUGUAUAUCUAAAAUUGUAUGAAUGGUUUUUUAUAACGACUAGAUCUUGUAAAAAAAAAAAAAAGUGGGGACAUUUUGUUGAUACUUUUAAAAGUUUCUAAAGCUAUUGUUCGCAUUCUUCUGGUUUUUAGUGAAGGCAAUUUAGAUUGUUUUAAUAGGUUUUCGUAAAUACUUUUAUAGUCACCAUAGAUAAACCUCAGAGCUCUUUCCUGAAUCUUUUCAAAUUUGCGGGUGUUUUGUUCAGUGCAGAAGUGCCAUGUCAACGGACAAUAACUAAAAUUUGACAUAAUAAAUGAAUGAUAUAUGGUUAAUUUACCUAAUUUGCUAAGAUGUUUGCCUAUUCGUUUAAGGACAUUUAAUUGCCUUGCUGCCUUUUAUAUUUUGCGUACCAAAAAAACCGAUGAUAUAUGCGCUCAUUUAGAUAUCGAUAUUUAGAUGUGUCGAUGACAAGGUGCUUUAAUAUAUAUAUAUAUAUAUAUAUAUAUAUAUAUAUAUAUAUAUAUAUUGC
Ostrea edulis (European flat oyster) is the source of this 5531-nucleotide messenger RNA. RefSeq names its product transient receptor potential cation channel subfamily M member 2-like. Lineage: Eukaryota; Metazoa; Mollusca; Bivalvia; Ostreida; Ostreidae. The record is from RefSeq and is a predicted model, not a curated record. The coding region runs from base 326 to 3652 and encodes 1108 amino acids. The transcript has 24 exons. Gene Ontology annotation, biological process: calcium ion transmembrane transport. Gene Ontology annotation, cellular component: membrane. Gene Ontology annotation, molecular function: ligand-gated calcium channel activity.